GCGAGAUCUGUGGAGAUUCAAUUCCCCCCGAAAUGGCCAAAAGGGUGAAACCGAUGAAAUCCACUGUGGUUGCUUUCUUAAUCGCUCUCAUGAUUUACAAAUAGCCAUUUAUUGCAAAGAUGCCCCACUUUAUGUGGACUCUAUGUUGUGGCUGUUUCGUUUACCAGCCACUUUUCUGGCUUAACUAUUGUUGAAGCCACAGAAUUGGAGAAAGGAUCGGGAAGUAAAGAGGAACUGGAAAAGGAGACAACUUUGCAGGGCAGCAGAGAAACUUGUGGUGAUCUUCAAAUCUUCAGCAAGUUUGGUAAUCAUGGCAAGGAAGAUGCAAAUUGAUGGGGAGCUGGAAAAUUCUAAUAAAGAGGAAUCACAAUAUGACUUUGAUUUGUUUGUGAUUGGGGCAGGAAGUGGCGGUGUGCGUGCAGCAAGAUUUUCAGCACAAUAUGGAGCCAAGGUUGGGAUCUGUGAGCUUCCAUUUCAUCCAAUCAGCUCAGAAGUUCUUGGAGGAGUUGGAGGAACCUGCGUGAUUCGAGGUUGUGUUCCUAAGAAAAUUUUGGUUUAUGGAGCAUCUUUUGGGCCGGAACUUGAGGAUGCCAGAAAUUUUGGAUGGGAAUUAAAUAACAAGAUUGACUUCAAUUGGAAAAAGCUUUUGCACAAGAAGACAGAAGAAAUAAUUAGAUUAAAUGGAAUCUACAAACGGUUACUUUCAAAUGCUGGGGUUAAAUUGUAUGAAGGAGAGGGAAAAGUAGUCGGUCCCAAUGAAGUUGAGUUGACACAACUUGAUGGAACGAAAAUAUGCUAUUCAGCAAAGCAUGUGCUCAUUGCUACUGGUAGUAGAUCUGAACGUCCAGACAUUCCAGGGCAGGAGUUAGCUAUAACCUCAGACGAAGCAUUGAGCUUGGAUGAGUUACCUAAGCGUGCUGUUGUACUUGGGGGAGGGUACAUUGCUGUUGAGUUUGCUUCAAUAUGGCGUGGAAUGGGUGCUACGGUGGAUCUAUGCUUCAGAAAGGAACUCCCGUUAACAUAUUUUGAUAAUGAAAUGAGAGCAGCAGUUGCCCGAAAUCUGGAAGGCAGGGGAAUUAACUUGCAUCCCAGUACAAAUUUGAUAGAGUUGGUUAAAACAGAAGAGGGGAUAAGAGUUCUCACAGACAAUGAUCAAGAAAUAGUUGCGGACAUUGUACUCUUUGCCACUGGUCGGAUUCCUACUACAAAGAGGUUGAAUCUACAGGCUGUAGGUGUUGAGCUUGAUGAGAUAGGAGCCAUAAAGGUAGAUGAGUAUUCCCGCACAAACAUACCUAGCAUUUGGGCCAUCGGUGAUGUUACAAAUAGAAUGAAUCUUACUCCUGUGGCAUUAAUGGAAGGAACCUGUUUUGCAAAAACUGUUUUUGGUGGGCAGCUUAGCAAGCCUGACUAUAGCAAUGUACCUACUGCUGUUUUCUGUGUACCGCCGCUUUCUGUAGUUGGGCUCACUGAAGAGGAGGCGAUAGAGCAAGCAAAGGGUGAUGUUUUGAUUUUCACCUCAACAUUCAAUCCUAUGAGGAACACCAUCUCAGGGCGGCAAGAGAAGACGAUAAUGAAACUUGUUGUUGAUGCCGAGACAGAUAAAGUUAUUGGAGCAUCAAUGUGUGGGCCAGAUGCGGCUGAGAUUAUGCAGGGCAUAGCAAUUGCACUUAAGUGCGGAGCAACUAAGGCGAUGUUUGAUAGCACAGUGGGAAUACACCCUUCGGCUGCAGAGGAAUUUGUCACUAUGCGUACGCUUACAAGGCGUGUUUCUAAACCAAAGACAAAGCUCCAAGAAUGAACACAAUACCCUAAUGAAACAAUCCAUCCUCUUAUUAUAACAGCAUUCUUGUGUAAUUUCUUUCAUACUAAACAAACACAGGAAGAUAUACAGAGAUGGGAAUAAAGAUAGACAGAUAUGUAGAGAUGGGAGUAAAGAUGGACAUUCUUUACUGUUAGUUCCCUUUGCUCAAAAGUAGAAGUUCAUAUGCUACUCGCUACUGUGUUGUCUCAUACUUUACUGGUGCCUGGACUAUGUUUCCUUCUAAUCCAUCAUAUCUGUGAGAUGGAGGCAAGUUUUGUAUUCUAGUGGCUAGAUUGAUCAUGGAAAAAGCUCUAUUAUAUUGUAGCAUGACAGUGAUUGGCUAUGAUAGCAACAUUAGUUUAGUUUUGACUUUUAAAAAUACUAGUACUACAGGUUUGAAAGAGUGCUUUAUAGGUGUCAAAUGAUUCGAUCUGUAUUAUACAGGAUGUUAUGUUGUGUUAAAUAAAUUAUUUAAGUAAA
This is a messenger RNA of Diospyros lotus (date-plum), 2281 nucleotides long. RefSeq names its product glutathione reductase, chloroplastic-like. Gene Ontology annotation, biological process: cell redox homeostasis; glutathione metabolic process; cellular response to oxidative stress. The coding region runs from base 311 to 1798 and encodes 495 amino acids. The transcript is spliced from 17 exons. Gene Ontology annotation, cellular component: cytosol; mitochondrion. Lineage: Eukaryota; Viridiplantae; Streptophyta; Magnoliopsida; Ericales; Ebenaceae. The record is from RefSeq and is a predicted model, not a curated record. Gene Ontology annotation, molecular function: NADP binding; flavin adenine dinucleotide binding; glutathione-disulfide reductase (NADPH) activity.